CCUGUCCGCUGCAUCCAUCUCCGAGCCCUGAAUCAACUCCGCUGCCGUUCCUCCCGCCCUCGAAUCAUGCACUCAAGUCUCUUCUAGCUGCCUCUGCACCUCUUAGGGUCUCUUCGUGUGCGCCGUAUAGGUCCAUGGUAGACCCGGAUUGAACACUGAAAACCGAGAAGCGUCGUCUUUCCACCGCCCUCGUCAGCGAAAAACCACCGACGACCGUCCUGAAUUCCCGGUCAAAUCGUGCAUCCCCAAUCCAGCCUGAGUUCUGGCGCCAAUAAAGUGACCGUAGCCUGCGCGGUGACAUGCGCGCGUUCAAUGCAACAUGUGUUUCGAGCCAUCUCGGGACGACCAUAUCACAUCAUACCCGCGAAGAAUGUGGACGCCGUGCAUCCUGUCCGUGCUGUGCGCAAUUUGUGGCUUACGGGGAUCUUGCCCAACCCAGAGGACGGCCGACUCUGUCUCAGCUUUUUUGGAACACGCGCUGGUGGAUGGUGGCAAUUGUGGCACACUCCAGAUGCAUGUUGCAGUGGACCAAGUGCAAGUCAAUCUCGACACGCUGUCCAUGGAUCCCUCGGUAAUGUCCAGACAGGAAAAUAUACUCCACUGUUCAUGAACGUCGUCUGCUCCGCUCAGCAUAGCCCGCGCCUGUCAACAUUACGUUGUGCGUGCCCCGUCCGCGCCGACAGGGUACCGACCCGCCCGGAUAUCCUGGGACCGUUGAUUGAUUCUGCCUCGGCAUUGGAACCCUCCGCAAGGGAAGGACGGUAUGGACUUGCAGUACAGCGUGUUCCAGGUCGUCAUCGAUGCCUGCACGGUGUUAUGAACCUGUUGAUGGAUUGCUCGUCUAUGUGCCUCCAGGUGGUUAUCGAAGAACGAAGCGAAAGCGUAGAUCAUUAAAAGUCAAAAAUUUCGCUAGAGAGAUCGCCGUGUAAGUGCCAGUGUAUGCCUUUGCAGGGUGCUAUAGUAGUGCAAGUGGGGAGGCUAGGGUCGAUAUGGC
Schizophyllum commune H4-8 is the source of this 994-nucleotide messenger RNA. RefSeq lists its product as uncharacterized. Bases 313 to 894 code for a protein of 193 amino acids. The transcript has 3 exons. The record is from RefSeq and is a predicted model, not a curated record. Lineage: Eukaryota; Fungi; Basidiomycota; Agaricomycetes; Agaricales; Schizophyllaceae.